Exophiala bonariae is the source of this 2211-nucleotide messenger RNA. RefSeq lists its product as uncharacterized. The record is from RefSeq and is a predicted model, not a curated record. Gene Ontology annotation, cellular component: RNA polymerase I core factor complex. Gene Ontology annotation, biological process: nucleolar large rRNA transcription by RNA polymerase I; RNA polymerase I preinitiation complex assembly. Lineage: Eukaryota; Fungi; Ascomycota; Eurotiomycetes; Chaetothyriales; Herpotrichiellaceae. Gene Ontology annotation, molecular function: RNA polymerase I core promoter sequence-specific DNA binding. The transcript is spliced from 4 exons. Bases 1 to 2211 code for a protein of 736 amino acids.
AUGGCGGAAGAUGACGGCUGUGAAAUAUGUGGCUCGACGGAUUUCGCAGUCGACGAUGACGGCCGCACAUACUGCGCCAACGGACACGAUCAAGGCCGUGGACCUGUCACCGCUGAAGACGACCAGGACUUUGUCCGAAAAGGCAAGGUAGUGAGGAAGAAGGAGAAGAAAGUCAAGCAGAAAAUCUCGAAAAUCCUUCGAGGCGCCAAAGCAUACCAGCUAUACCUACAAGCAUGGCAGUACAUUCUCUGGAAACAGAGCUACACGCUCGUCCAUCAACUUGGGCUGCCAGCAGACCUUUGGACCGUUGUCCGAGAUCUCUGGUCUCUGUGGUUAACGAAGCUCGAGUCGCGACUGCAGAACGACGCGCCCACCUCAGGUCCAGACGCGUCGGAGAGUGAAGGCCAGGUCAAGGACAAGAAGUCCGGUGGUGACGAAACAGACACGGACGGCGACGGCGACGGCGACAGAGAUACGGAUGCAGAAGCGGCUGAUCGUGGGUCUGGUCAUCGCAGUGAUGGAACAAAUGAUGCCGUGAAGAAAGGACCUGGCCUGAUUGACACGGUCGUGCUGAACUAUCUCGCUAUGAUUCUACUACGAUGUCCCAUUGAGCUGGCGACGCUGCUCAGCUGGAUUCAAGCAGAAACCAUCGUCUACAUCCGUGCAAUCAGAUUCAUCCCACAAGGCAUGAAAGACAAGUUGCCAAGUGAGUACCACGCGGCACUCGACACACCGACUCGUCUACCUGGGCCCGACGACCUGCAGCUCGCCGUAUACCGACGUGCGCAGAUGUUCGAUCUGUUCUUCGGCAUGGUCACGCCACCGCUGAACCAUUUCCCGUUCUUCAUCUCGUACACGCGCUCCCUCGCCCUGCCAAUCGAAGUGUAUAGUCUCGCGUUGCGUCUCAAUAGGAUCACGAAGUAUGAGUUCGCGCAUUUGGAGCAACCUGCCACAGCAGCAGGGAAGGCAAAAUCAAUAUCACGCCGCAUUCCCCACCGCCGCCACGCAACGAGCUAUCCAGAAGCACAGAUAAUGUCGCUGAUCGUCGUGGCGACGAAACUGCUCCACCCAUUCGAUAGCGCAACAGUCACACGCCACCCAGAAUCCCCAAACGACCUCGCCACACUACGCAUGGACUGGGAAGUCUGGCUGGCUGCGAAGACGGAGAUGGAGACGGAAAUGGAAAACUCUCUCGACUCGAUGAAACCCGGCAGAGAAAUGUCCCUCACAGAUGCUGACGCGCUGAGCAUGACCGACACCCAGCUCGACCAGUAUCUCGACUGGUACCAGCGCAUGUGGCUGAACCCCAGCGCUGGAGAACAGCACUCCCACUCCCAAUCCCAAUCUCAUUCACACGGUCAAAAUCAGCCUCAAUCUCAAACCCAAACUCAAAACCAAGAACCCAACACCAUCGAUCAGACGAUCCUGAACCUCUUCCCACUCCCACUCCUCGCAACAGCCGAGAAGACCCGCGCCGAGCACGUCGCCGCAGCCCAGCAGCGCGAAACCUUGCUCGCGAAGCGCAUCGAACGCGUACAAGCAUCGCUGAGCCCCGUGCGCGCCAUCGCGCCCGCCGAGGAGGCGAAACACCACACACCUAUCCUGCGACCGGGCGCGGGAUAUCCGCGGUAUCGACGGGUACAGGACUUAAACCAUCGUGGGGGAAUAGAGAAAUCCGCUACCGGUGUCGACGCCGUCAGAGUAUUCCACGACGAAGCCGCGCACACAGCGUGCCUGAGUCUCGCGGCGCUGUUGAGGGCGGUGGCACGCACGGAGGAUCUUAUUGAGGCGUGGAAGCGCGAGAGGAGGCGGGAGGAGUAUUUUGCGGCGGAGGCGGCGGAGGAGGAAGAGCAGGAGGAGGGAGGCAAUGGGGACGAAUAUGCGAAUAAGCAGGAGAAGGGCAAGGCUAAGGCUAAGGCUGAGGCUGAGAACCCUGGACCUCCGCAUCCUUCGUCUAGCGCUGCGUUGGUUAGAGGCCUCGGCGACUUGGAUAUUGCGGACUUCGGGUCUCCUGCCUCUGUUCCGGCGGCGGGUUACGGUCCUCGGGACGGAGAGGAAGUUGGAGGGGGGGAUUUGAACGGUAGUGAUGAUGAUGAGGGGAUGGCCGAUGAGGAUGGCUACGAUGAACCAGGAGAGAACAGGGAUGGGCACAAUUACGGUGGAAUGGAUGUUGAUAUGGAGAUGGCAAUGGAGUAUUUGCCUCAGCUGUGA